This is a messenger RNA of Lactuca saligna, 1267 nucleotides long. NCBI's taxonomy places the organism in Eukaryota, Viridiplantae, Streptophyta, Magnoliopsida, Asterales, Asteraceae. The record is from the annotation of a GenBank genome assembly.
GUGGCACUUAAUCACCCUGACCUUCACCCCUGUAAUAUAUAACCACCAUUUUUCUCCAUUAAAUUCAUCGCAACAAAAACCAUUAUUCAGAAACAAAGAAAAUAAACGUAGGAAAAGUAGGUCCAUGGGAGGUGCCACCACCAGAUUUCCAAUGAGCCAUCGAGUCCUGUCGCCAAGUCACAAGUACGGUGCCGGAGAUAACCCGGCCGGCGAUCAACCCGCCGUCCUAUUGUCCGGUUCAAUCUUUGGGUUUCUCGAGCAAGAAAACACCAUGUUAUCGUCGCCGGAGACUGACGAGUAUACCGGAAUCCAGCACGAAAUCGAAGACGACGAUGAGACCCAAAACCCAGAAAGAACCGAAGACAAGAUUAAAUUUUGGGAGACCCAACAUCAAAAUUUACAUGCAACAUUAUUCAGGACGACGAGUUUAGAAUCAAAAAUACGAAUUAUAACGAAGGAAGUAGUAGGGGAACUCGAGGUGGUUGACAGUGUAUGUUCUUGCUCAAGACCAAUUUCCGGCAGUUGCCGGAGUUGCAGGAUGACAGAAGUCUGCCGCCGGCUCCAGAAUUCCGGCUACAAUUCGGCUAUCUGCAAGUCUAAAUGGAAAAGCUCCUUAGAAAUUCCUUCAGGUGAACACACGUUUGUAGACGUAAUCGAUAACUCCAAUAGCAAGAAAGGAGAUGUGAGAGUGAUUAUCGAAUUAGAAUUUCGUGGUCAGUUUGAGAUGAAAAAAGGAAGUGAGGAGUACAAUGAACUCGUAUCCAAACUCCCAGAUAUAUUCGUUGGCAAAAUCGAAAGACUACAAACUGUGAUUAAAAUACUGAGUAAUGCAGCAAAACGAUGCAUGAAGGAAAAGAAGAUGCAUUUGGGUCCAUGGAGGAAGCAAAGAUAUGUGGAAGCUAAGUGGCUUAGAGUCGUUGACCGGACAACAUGCAUGAGUUUGACCAAACCAUUGGCGAAGACGAUUGAUAGUUAUUUGAUCUCAUGCCCUGUGAAGACUCGGGCUAAGGCAUCAAUGUUGACUAUGGAUCUUGAUCAUAAGUUGCCCAUGGUGCCCAACUUUUAUGCAUCUGUUGUUGAAGUUUUGUAAGAAGUGAUUAUAUUAGUUAUAUGUUUUGUAUUAAGGUCAUUGAUUUAAACCGCUAAUUGAGUGUAAAUUUACGUUUAUGGAGUUGGUAAUUAAUUAAAUGCUCGAUAUGGAAAUCAUAGAGUACUCGAACCUCAAUGUUCUGUUAUAUAUUUUAUGGUGUCUAGGGGAUGCAGCAGU